AUGGCAUCUCCACGGAACAUUCUCUAUGCCCUUGGCACUGCGCUGUAUGUCAGCGCUUAUGCUGCUGCAGUCCCGCUCGAUAUCGGCGUGGACGUUUGCCUGCCGUUCGGCAUUCAGGUCGGGCUUUUUAUUGACCUGUUUGAACCACCGCAGAUUACUGAGGUAGUCCCAAUCUUCGCUACUGCCACAACCACGGUCCCCUCGGCUGGGGUCUAUACUGUGCCAUCUGGCACCUCCGUGGCGACUGUCACUGCCCAUGAGGCCAGCGAGAUGUGUAUCACUUCGGUGACGACAAAGACGACUACCUACCCAUGCUCGACCUCAACCUCGUUCACGACAACGUGGUGGGAUCCAUGCAUAAGUUCCUCUUCGACGGGCACUUGUCGCUGGACGCCGCCUGCUACCAGUGCACCGACUACGAUAACUGCUACUGUGACUGCCACCAUCACUGAGUCAGCAACGUCUUGUGUGCCUACAACCCCAACAGCUACACUCAGUUGCGACCCCUACGGAUACUUAAUCCAAUACGCAACUUUAUACCGGGUUGACCUUACCACCGGGGAUACAACCCAGGUCUCCACGGGACUCGGCGACAACACCUCCAUCAACUCCAUUGGAUACAAUGUCCUAGACAACUACAUCUACGGAUAUCAGUCCAGCACAGGGACGAUUCUUCGGAUCAGCGCGGAUGGUACCACGGUGACUAUCGACGCCGACUCGCCUCCAGCUGGCAGUAACAUCGGCGAUGUCGAUACAAACGGGCACUACUGGGUUGGUACAGAGACAACCUGGGCUCAGAUCGAUCUCGCGCCUGGGUCCGCGACAUAUGGCCAGACGCUUGCGAACGGGACUACUUCUACGCUUGGUUAUGCGGUGGCAGACUGGGUGUACAUUCCGGACGCAGGCGAGUACAUGUACGCAGUUGGCUCAGUGAGUUCUAUGAAUGAAACAGCCCUGCUUCGUUUCGAUCUCUCUACGCAUGAAUGGGAGUCUGUUGCCGACUAUGGCGCGCUCGGCGUGAUCGGUGUGGGUGCCGUAUAUGGAAUGAACAACGGAACUCUGUAUGCAUCGGAGAAUGGCAAUGGCCAGAUUUGGCAGUUCCCAGUGUCAGGCGACACUCCGUUUGAGGUCUCGCAGGGCCCUGCUUCUGGUAAUAAUGAUGGAGCCCGGUGCGUGUUGAACUUGUUGGCUUGA
Messenger RNA from Talaromyces atroroseus, 1194 nucleotides. RefSeq lists its product as hypothetical. The record is from RefSeq and is a predicted model, not a curated record. Lineage: Eukaryota; Fungi; Ascomycota; Eurotiomycetes; Eurotiales; Trichocomaceae. The coding region runs from base 1 to 1194 and encodes 397 amino acids. The transcript has a single exon.